AUGUCGGAUAUGGAAGAUGUAGGCUAUGGUGAAAAAAAGGAUUUCAGAGGGUUCGUUGAUUGAGUGAUGGACUAAAUGAAGGUAAAUGUGUGGUUCUUGGAGCAUAUGGAGAUGCGUAAGGCGAAGUUUGAAUGCAUGGGUUGGUGUGUGUGGGUUGAGUGUACAUAUGGGGAGAUGGGUUAACUAAGUGGAAAUUGUUCGUAAAAAGUGUUUCACUUGGGGAAGUGUAAAAGUCGAAGUAAUUUGUGGGGUUAUCAUUAAAUGGUAAGAAGUUUAGAAUGCUAGAAUGGUUUGGCUUAUUCCUAUGCCAUGCAGGUGGAUUUUUGGGGAGUCAAAGUACAGUUAUGGAACCUUGUUUGUUUCUGGUUAAAGUUAGGAGAACUUCUAUUUGUUAUAUAUCUAUACGUAGAGCGUUUCGGCUGUACUGGUUUGCUUAAUAAGGCCUUUUGGUUUGUGAGUCUUGUUUGGUAGUCGAUUUUUAGUACUGGUUGAUCGGUUUUUGGGGGGCGUAGUAAAACUUACUUUGCUAUCUAGCGGCGUCACGUGGGUGGGUCCGGUAUCGGCGUCAUCGUUCUGUCCCAGUUGAACGUUGCUGUUUUUUUGUGCCUCCCUUGUUUCUUUCUGUCCAGCAUUCCUAACUGCUUUUACAGUUACGCGUUUUUUGUCCUGAGAACUAAAGUCGGAAGUACUUGCUGGAGGUCCAUUUACGGGGGCUAUGGGUUUAUCAUUUUGUUUACGCUGGUCUGCGCAUUUCUUUUCAUUAGUGCCAGAAUGAGAGGUAGUAGCUAGAGGUUUAGUUGUGGGGCCGGAGUGCUGAGUACCGUGUUUGUAGCUGGUGUCUGUUUCCCGAAGUUUACGUCUUUGCAUCGGUGUCAAAUCUGGGUCUAUAAAUGAGUUUCGGUUUCGCAGAUUUCUGUCUAACUCGGGGAUUUGUAGGACAAGCUCAGCUUCGGUCUGUGAGUAGAAGGUUACAAAGGCGGGUUUAUUUUUGCUUCUAGUUUGAAGUCUUUUGGUGGUAGCUACUCGGUUGUUUAGGCCACACGCUGCAUAAGUUUUUGGAUUGAUGGUGUCGGGUUAACCGUGUGGGGUAUAUUGCGCAUAAUCAAGUUGAGUCUGCGUUUUGAUCUAUUUGCGACUUCUGAUGAAACCAAAUGUACAAUCGGUCCUAUUUGUGGUAGGUUCGUUGACGCAGAAAUAUGCCAAAUACUUAAAUUAUAAACAAGUUUCAACUUAUCUCGGAUCGGAGGAUUUCGAACGGUUGUGCACAAACGGUCCCACUGCGACCGAUAAAAACGUUAAUCGGGGCAAAAAAUUAUAAACUUUCAAGUGAUCAUUCCACAAACUUCAUUCGUUAACGGGGGGCUGCAAAACUUCAAUUGAGAACUCGACAGAGUUUCUCGAGAAAUUUAAAGCAAUCACAAAAUCUACGGAUUAAAUAAUGGACACUUCGAUGUCGUAUCGCCUUCACGUCGAUACUCCUAGAUUUUUGUAAAACUAUGCUCAGGACAACCACCGAUGUCUUAUGAUAAAGAUAUUCCCACGAUUGUUGUAGUGAAGCUCAUAGAUCAAUGCUGGAAAACUAACUUCUCAUUCGGCCGAAACUGCUAACAUCAAAUGAGAGGAGCUCCUAUGGGGUCACCUAUUUCUGGUUUCCUGGUUAACACUGCAAUGUAAAAACUAGAGACUAUGGCUCUUCCGGUAACUAACCCCGAAUUGUGACUGACACAUUUGUACUUGUUAAAAAAAACAAUUGGAAGCACUCUACAACACUAUAAACUCAACAAUUCCAAGAAUUGCAAUCACGUUCGAAAAGGAAUUCGACAGUUAAAUACCAUUUCUAGAUGCUGUCGUACAGCGAAAGACUGACGGAACACUACUCACAUCGAUUUACCGAAAGGACUCCACUGAGGACGUAAUUUUAUCUUACGAGAGCAAUAAGCCAAUCCCUCACAAACGGAGUGCUUUCAACAGCCUGCUUAAUCAUGUGAAAUGGAUCGCUCUGACGAAGAAGAUUACGGAGUUUAAAUGAAUUUCUUAAGUAAAUUGUUUUCGCUGAAUGAUUAUUCAAGGAAUAUUGUACGCCGAUGCACGAAGCAGAAAGAGUCGGACAGAAAUGAAUCUCGUAAUCCAAAUCGGCACCCGAGCAAAACACUUGGCGAACUCCUCCUUUCAAUGCGACUUACCGGCCUUGAUCCUUUUUGGUUUCCUAGAGUAAAAAGAUACUACUUUUAUUAUUUAGGUUUUUAUAUAAUCGUACCUUUAACCCUUUUACUACUUUAGAACAUCUUGUCCACCCUCGCCGUAACAGUCACUGUAAGGUGUUCUUCCUCUGACGCGUACCGUUAAAUAUGGUCGUUUUUUUCUGUGAACACAGAUGCUAUUAGGAACUAAUUACACAUUAUGAUAAAAGUGCAGCAAAUUUUUUUGCUUAAGAGAACUAUUACUUGCUUGUUGCAUUCAGAACAACUCCCACAAAUUUUGGAUGCCGAAUCCACCGAUCGAAUAUCCCGUAGCGACGGCGUUCGUAGUUUUUCAUCCCCAUGGCCAAUCUUGCCAGGGAAAAUCAUUAAGCCAACAGCGACAGCUGCUCUUCAGUGCUUCCGUUUCGUCCAGUCCCAAAUUCUUCAAAAAGAAAGACGCCUGAUAAUAUCCGGUGAAGUGCUACCCCUCCCUUUAUUUACUGUCGUCAUUUCGUCGGCGGCAGUUUUUCUCUCGUGGACACUCCAGCCUAUGCAAAACCACCAUCCUCUUUAUUUAAUUAUCCGGGGUUUUUCACUGCUGGCCAGAUUUGCACCCUAAGGAUAGGGUUAACUACGUCGACAAUAAUGAGGUCGAUUACAAGAUCCCUAGUGAUGCAUGUGAUGCCGUCUCCUGCAGCCAGAGCAAAAAGCACGCCCGUACGCGCAUCCACGAACAUCAUUUGACGGAAAAGAGCCGAGAUCACCUGCGUAAUGUAGCCCUGUACAGACUGCAUACCGGGCACACCUUCGCUUCGAAGAAAACCGGCACUGGCACCUUGCGUCCAUACCUUGUUUAAUUUACGAAGAAAUAAAUGCGCGAAAUUGGAAUUAAUCUAUUAGUCCUUUAAGUAGGUCGGAGUUCAAUUUAUAUUUCUCCGAAUAACUGACGUGGUUUGCAUCCCGAGAUGGUAAAAUAAAAUAGAUAAUGCCUUCAGAAAAAUCGAGUUGUACUUUCGAAUGUUUAAGUUGGCGACAUCAAAGUGUCGUUAGGUGAAACGAGCAAAUGUGAAAAUGGGACUGGUAGAUCAAAUCGGUUAGCACGACAAGACAGACAGUGACAGACAGAGAGCUGAUGCGCGAGAGUGAUGAGCUCUAGGCUAUUCUGUGUUUUGGGGGAAGGGAAAAUCGUCAGGACCCCUGUGCGUGAGGAUGAGAGAAAAAAGAAGAAGAAGAAGAAGAAGAAGAAGAAGAAGAAGAAGAAGAAGAAGAAGCGGGAUAAUCAGUGAGGUGAUCAGUGGGAAUGCGGGCGGCCGGUCACUGUUUUGGGAUGAGGUGGAAGGUCAGUGCGCGGGCGUUGGAUGUGUUAAGAGUUGUGGUUCCCCGUGUUUAAAGCGGGUGGCUUGUUAGUAAGAUUAUAAGUGGCCGAGUAGGGAUUUACAGUUGCCAGGACGUGGGAAACAGCCAGCGAUGGCAUACGUUAACCCUAUUCGUGGACUCAUAGAUCGAUGUGGCCGUUGAUGGUGGUCGUGCCCGAAUGCGAAGCUUCGAGGACUUCUCUAGCCUGUCUGUUUUAGCCAUUUUGGUCGCUUCAUCGCCAUCUCAAUUGAAACGGUGAUCACCCUCAUGGGCGUGCACAAACAGGAGGGACAGAGGGUCACGUCGGCCAGCUGGCGGUUCAUUAAUGUAUUGAAUUUCCCAUCAAAAUUUUGCUGUACUAGGACAUUAAGAAAUGGGAGUUUUCUGUCAGCUUCUUUUUCGUGCGCGAAGGUGGUUCCUGGCAGUAUUAACGCUGCCGCAGCGUUUCCAAUUGAUAUCUCUCGGCAAAAACGAAGUUGUCAUCUAUAUGCUGUAUCCAUAAUUUGGGAUUAAAUAACAAUAGGAUCAGAACCUCCAGUUUUUGCGCCGUGAUCUCAGUCAGAAAGCCAGAAAGUCAGGCGACCCUAUAGAAAAUCCUUACAACUGUUGAUAGCAUCUAUGCCAGACAUAAGUCCGAGAAUGUAAGCAAAGGAGAUGCAGGAACAUCGAUGUCGCAGGAUUGCAGGAGUUCGUCCGUGCAUUGCUUGGCAAAUCGAAUGGUGUGGAUGUGAAAAGAAAUAACAUCGAAGGAUGCCAUUUUCUCAUCAGCUUCGAUUGUGCCGAGCAUUUUCGAGGCGUCCUCAACCGCCCCUCCGUCAUCUCCGACGCCGCCAUCGAGCGCCUGCCGCAAGUGGAGACCAACGUGGACCUCGACCUCCCGCCAUCUCUCCAGGAGACCAUCAGGGCCGUGCAGCAGCUGUCCAGCGGGAAAGCACCCGGAUCGGACGCGAUCCCUGCUGAGGUCUACAAGCACGGAGGUCCCCAACUAAUGGAUCACCUGACUGCGCUCUUCCAAGAGAUGUGGCGUCAAGGUGAAGUCCCGCAAGAUUUCAAAGACGCAACCAUCGCGCAUCUCUACAAGCGCAAAGGGAAUCGCCAAGUCUGCGACAAUCACCGCGGCAUCUCCCUGCUGAACAUCGCCGGGAAGAUCUUCGCACGAAUCCUCCUCAACCGCCUCAAUAACCAUCUGGAACAGGGCCUUCUGCCGGAAAGCCAAUGCGGCUUCCGUUGUCAUCGUGGGACCACGGAUAUGAUCUUCGCAGCCCGUCAACUUCAGGAAAAGUGUCAGGAGAUGCGGACCCACCUGUACUCUACCUUCGUGGACCUGACGAAAGCCUUCGACACGGUGAAUCCUGAAGGACUGUGGAAGAUCAUGCAGAAAUUCGGCUGUCCGGAGCGAUUCACUCAGAUGGUGCGUCAGCUGCACGACGGUAUGAUGGCGCGAGUCACGGACAACGGAGCUGUCUCAGAGGCAUUCGCAGUGACCAAUGGAGUGAAGCAGGGCUGCGUACUGGCGCCUACCCUCUUCAGUCUUAUGUUCUCUGCCAUGCUGAUGGACGCCUACCGCGACGAACGCCCCGGGAUCCGCAUCGCCUACAGGACGGACGGUCACCUCCUGAAUCAACGGCGGAUGCACUUCAAAUCGCGCGUAUCCACAACCACCGUGCACGAACUCCUCUUCGCCGACGACUGCGCCCUGAACACCACCUCGGAAGAGGAGAUGCAACGGAGCAUGGACCUGUUCUCCGCCGCCUGCGAGAACUUCGGUCUGGUCAUCAACACACAGAAGACGGUGGUGAUGCACCAACCGCCACCCAACUCGGCCACAGCCCCCAACGCGCCGCCGCAAAUCAGCGUGAAUGGGACCCACCUGCAAGUGGUGGAGAACUUCCCGUACCUGGGCAGUACUCUCUCCCGCAACACCAAGAUCGACGACGAAGUCGCCAACAGGAUCUCGAAAGCCAGUCAAGCCUUCGGUCGCCUCCAAAGCACAGUUUGGAAUCGUCAUGGUCUCCAACUGAGCACGAAGCUGAAGAUGUACAAGGCCGUCAUCCUGCCGACGCUACUGUAUGGAGCGGAGACUUGGACGGUGUACGCAAAGCAGGCACGUCGUCUGAACCACUUCCACCUCAGUUGUCUUCGUCGCAUCCUGAGGCUGAAGUGGCAGGAUCGAAUCCCCGACACCGAUGUGCUGGAACGGACGGGAAUCCUCAGCAUCUACGCCAUACUGAGGCAAAUUCAGCUGCGCUAG
Spirometra erinaceieuropaei is the source of this 5787-nucleotide messenger RNA. Lineage: Eukaryota; Metazoa; Platyhelminthes; Cestoda; Diphyllobothriidea; Diphyllobothriidae. The record is from the annotation of a GenBank genome assembly.